AGUGGGUUUUUUUUUAUGGGUGGAAUUUUCUGAGAGGCGUUGCAGCACUAGAAGCGAGUAGUCUUUUAACCUCCGCAGCCAAGAAAUAGUUCAUACAAACGCAUUUGCAGCCGCAUACAGUGAACUUCUUGUCAAUUUAGCCGGAACCUUUCAUUAUGGCCAACUACAUUCACGUACCCGACGAGGCGCCCGCUGUACCCAAAAUAGAUGUCACAUUAGACGAGAACGAUUACAGAUCUGGUGCAUUGAGACUGAUCAAGGAACUGAGACCGUUCUGGAAACCAUCCGAGGUCAAAAUGAAGUUCUUCACAGAUGGAAUCACCAAUAAGUUGCUGGGCUGCUACGUGGGCGGGGUCAUGCAGGAUGUAGUCCUGGUGCGUAUCUAUGGCAACAAGACAGAGCUGUUUGUGGACCGGGAGAACGAGGUGAAGAGUUUCCGGACGCUCCACGCACACCGCUGCGCCCCGCGGCUCUACUGUACCUUCAACAACGGCCUCUGCUAUGAGUUCCUACAGGGCCAGGCACUGGAACCUGAACACAUCCGCAGCCUGCCCAUGUCCAGGCUCAUCGCGAGGCAGCUGGCUAAGUACCAUGCCAUCCAUGCUCACAACGGAUGGGUGCCCCAGUCAGACCUGUGGCUGACAAUGGGCAAGUACUUCGCCCUGGUGCCCAAGUUCUUCCAAGACCCAGAGAUGAACAUGAGGUUAAACAGUGAGGUGCCUAGUCGAAGGCGACUGAGGGAAGAGAUGGUGUGGAUGCAGCAGAGUCUGUCUGUGCUGGGCUCUCCUGUAGUCCUCUGCCACAACGACCUGCUGUGUAAGAACAUAAUCUAUAAUCAGCAAGGAGAAAAUGUCAAGUUCAUUGACUACGAAUACGCUGGGUACAAUUACCAAGCCUAUGACAUUGGGAACCACUUCAAUGAAUUUGCAGGUCUGAAUGAGGUGGACUACAGCCACUACCCAGAGCGGAGCUUGCAGCUGCAGUGGCUGCGCUCCUACUUGGAGGCCUAUAAGGAACACAAAGGCCAAGGGUCAGAGGUCACUGAGACCGAGGUGGAGGUGCUCUACGUACAGGUCAACCGCUUCUCCCUGGCAUCUCAUUUCUUCUGGGGCCUAUGGGCUCUGAUUCAGGCAGAGUUCUCCACCAUUGAUUUUGACUUCCUGGGAUACGCAGUCCUUCGCUUCAGCCAGUAUUUCAAGAUGAAGCCAGAGGUUGCAGCGCUGAACUUUCCAGAAUAAAAGUCCUCCCUAUCUGGUCCUCAUGUCCAUCGUAGAGUGCCCUCUAGGGGGUGUCGGAAAGAAGACCCGGAGAGAGCCUAGUCCACACUUCCUGUGGAUUUCAUUCGGCACUCACUAGAGACUCAUAGAACCCUAUGGGAACUUAUAGAACUCAUAGAACCCUAUGGGAACUUAUAGAACUCAUAGAACCCUAUGGGAACUUAUAGAACUCAUAGAACCCUAUGGGAACUUAUAGAACUCAUAGAACCCUAUGGGAACUUAUAGAACUCAUAGAACCCUAUGGGAACUUAUAGAACUCAUAGAACCCUAUGGGAACUUAUAGAACUCAUAGAACCCUAUGGGAACUUAUAGAACUCAUAGAACCCUAUGGGAACUUAUAGAACUCAUAGAACCCUAUGGGAACUCAUAGAACUCAUAGAACCCUAUGGGAACUUAUAGAACCCUAUGGGAACUCAUAGGACCCUAUGGGAACUUAUAGAACCCUAUGGGAACUCAUAGGACCCUAUGGGAACUUGUAGAACUAUAUUAGAACUCAUAGAACCCUAUGGGAACUUAUAGAACUCAUAGAACCCUAUGGGAACUUAUAGAACUCAUAGAACCCUAUGGGAACUUAUAGAACUCAUAGAACCCUAUGGGAACUUAUAGAACUCAUAGAACCCUAUGGGAACUCAUAGAACUCAUAGAACCCUAUGGGAACUUAUAGAACCCUAUGGGAACUCAUAGGACCCUAUGGGAACUUAUAGAACCCUAUGGGAACUCAUAGGACCCUAUGGGAACUUGUAGAACUAUAUUAGAACUCAUAGAACCCUAUGGGAACUUAUAGAACUAUAUGAGAACUCAUAGAACCCUUUGAGAACACAUAGCUGUUAGAAACCAUGACUCGCCAUCCAUUGACACUCCACAGGGCCAAUUCCAUAGCAUCACUGCUACAGACAGAUCCCUACCUAGCUCGCUAUAGAAGCCUAGAACCAUGCACUUCUUCAUAAAGACGAAAGUCUUUAAGACCCAGUCCUCCAAAAUGUCUAAAUAUGCAAGGGAAAGAAAGAGCACGAUCAUGGCUUUUUUUUUGUUAAGAACAACCAAAUGAAAACAGUGUCACGUAAAAUAUGGUGAAUUCAGUGUGACAUUCCAGUAGCAUCUCUCACCCCAGUCUGUGCCCGCCCACAGGGGAGACCCGGACCAACUCUGUAACUUGUCUCCUGUGUUGUGCUGCUGACUGACUGGGAAUAUUAGUGUGUGUGGGCUCACUCUGAGCCAUUCCUAUUGGAUAUAUACAUCUCUUGUCUGGGCUAACUCACUUUUUGUUUUAUCAUGUAACCUCAUGGGGCAGUUGCAUUUGGCUAGACUCAACCUAAUCCUGGACUAAAAGGCACUUUCAGUGGAGAGUUGAUGUUCAAUGGCGUCACCAUUGGAAGUGAUUUUUAGUUAAGGAGUAUAGGCUUAAGCUGGUAUAUUGUUGCCUGGCUACCCAUCCACAUCACUCCGGCCAACUGAAGUUUCUUCUCCAUGAUGAGUGUGGAUUUGCUUCCCUCCCUGAUGAUUUCUAGGAUGUGAACACAUUCUGACCGUUCUGAUUGGUCCCAGAAACUGAUGGGUUGGGCCAGAGCCGGCCUACAUGGAUGACGUUAUCAACUUUGAUACUCUGGUUAGAUUUUGUUAGACGAUCCGAUCGCUGUUGAGUUUGUUUCGUACAACGCCCCUCAUUUUGAAGUCACACAAACAACUUCUGGGAUGGCAGUUUCAGACAAUGUAUGUAGGGAUCGAUAGAGCAGCGGAAUUAAAUUCAAGGCGAGUUGUCUGACACGGUUUAGUUCAACUAUCUGUGAGAACUGAGGUAAGACCUAUGAUUGGAGGACCAAUGGCUUUGGUAGUGAGUGUCUUUGAAAGUAUAGUGCUUCAUGUCUUCAUUUGUUUAUAAUGUAUGCGCUGCUUGGUUCUAGAAGUUUUUUUACGACAAAAAGUUAAUCUAAUAGGUAAAAACCAACCUACACCAAAGUGCUGAUCUUUUUUGCUUGUACAUAAUUGCACAUUGUAUUUUUCCAUUUAGAAAUAAUGAUAUUGAUAAUGUACAAUAUUUACCUUUUAAAGUGCAGUUUUAUACCUAUUUAAGUGAUAAUCUGUUUUCUGACUGGGAGGUCUUGGAGAGUAUGUUAGGAGUGUGUUAAAACAGAUUCGGCGUUAGUCAGGGCAGGUCUGUGCUGUCACUGCAAGACGCCUGGAUGAAGAGACCUCUUGAUAGGCUGCUGAAAUGGCACCCUAUUCCCUACAUAGUGCACUACUUUUGACAUGGGGCGCUGGUCAGCAGUGUAUAGGGAAUAGGGUGCUAUUUCGGAUGCAGACAGACUGUAUUUUCCAUUCCUACUCACCACUUCCAUGCCAACGGUUAUCAGUCUGCAGACUUGCAGCCGUGGUCCUAGGGGGUGCUAGCACCUCUGAGAACCGCAUUUCAAGGCACCUUUCAGGAAGCGGCUGCGAGUCUACAGACCUCUCCUGACCUGUGCAGCCCUCUACAUGUUAAGUGAACCUCAUCUACUAUAGCGAAGAAACCACCAACUGGGAAGUCAGCUAGGCAUUACGGUAUAUGCCUGUCUUAACUCUGUUCACUUUUUGUUUUGAGCAUGCCUUUUAUUUUGAUGUGGCUUUGUUUUAAUUAUAAUCAACAUGUCUGAGAUGGUAGGUCUGUGUUCCUUCACUGGGAAAUGGAGGACGGGUCAGAAAUUGGUUGUUGUUGAUCAGAUCCUAACUUGCGAGAUGUUGUGCGUUAAGUUACUCAACUUUUGUGAAAGUUCUCUACUGACACCUGUGCAUGGAUUUAGGAAAAGGGUUGUUUUACACUUGACUCAAGUUAGGUUUGUGUUGUCCUCGUCCGUAGACCUUGCCAUGUUUUUAACCACACAGGGUGCACAAGUAGUGCUGAAAUGCAACUGUCAAAUUGUACAGCUGUAGCCUACACACGUGCGCUAUAAUGUUAAACAGGAAUCAUAAAAAUACUUCGUAACGCAAGUCUGUUUCCCUGUUGAGUUUCAUUCUGAAAUGAACACGACCACUUUAAAAAAAAAAAAAGGCAACAUAAUACUUUCAGCUUACUCAAUACUGGUCUGCUUCUUUAAAACUUGUAAAAUGCUCUAUUCUUAUUUCUUCUCUGGCAUUUGUAGCAUAUGUGUAUAUGUACAUUUCAAAAUCAAAUGUAAUAUCUUUGCUUGAACUGUCAAAUGUGAAUGACUGUACAUAGUUUUCUUUUCUAAACAUUGCUCUAACAUUAAGUAGUCUUUUUUUGUUUAACUGUGAAAUAAUCUAACUUUUGAAUACUGUACACAAGUGCUGUGAAAGGAGAUUAAAGUCUAUUACCCUG
Salmo salar (Atlantic salmon) is the source of this 4590-nucleotide messenger RNA. Its product is annotated as ethanolamine kinase 1. The record is from RefSeq and is a predicted model, not a curated record. Gene Ontology annotation, cellular component: cytoplasm. Gene Ontology annotation, molecular function: ethanolamine kinase activity. NCBI's taxonomy places the organism in Eukaryota, Metazoa, Chordata, Actinopteri, Salmoniformes, Salmonidae. Gene Ontology annotation, biological process: phosphatidylethanolamine biosynthetic process.